Molecule: messenger RNA, 1700 nt
Organism: Cuscuta epithymum
Lineage: Eukaryota; Viridiplantae; Streptophyta; Magnoliopsida; Solanales; Convolvulaceae
Source: the annotation of a GenBank genome assembly
GAGGGAUUGUAUGCCAAAUUGCCGAUUGUGAACUGGAAUUAGGUUCGUGAGAGAAUAUGACUUUUCCGCCUCUGUCCUUGGGAAAUUGAGCUUUCACGCUUCGAAAUCUCUUUCGCGACAUAGGAUUUGGAUUGUGAAUAUCUUAAUUGGGCCACGGGCAUAAGGAAUUAUAUUGCAUAUUCAUUGCAGGAUUUCUGAAGACAUUUUGACAUCUUUUUUCUACUUUGAAUUUCGGUUUUGUAUGGUAAAUUUAUCUGCUAUGAGGGUGAAAGACAGAAUCAGUGGACUUCCUCUGGAUAUACUAGCCCAUAUUUUAGGAUUAUUGCGGAUUCGAGAAGCUGCUAUAUCUGCCAUUUUGUGUACGAGUUUGAGAGAUGCUUGGUUAAGUCUUCCACACCUCAACUUUGACAGCCACUUCUUCAUUUACCUUCGGAGCCGUCAUAUGGAAGCAUUAACAACACUCAUAAUCAAGACAAUCAUCAUCAAGCACAAAGGACCUAUUCGAAAAUUUGAGUUUGAUUUUUACAUGAUAAGAUGUAUGAAUAAGAUGUCUACGUGGUUGGACUUUGAUGAAAUGUUACAUCGUCUCACCCGAAAAGGAGUCGAGGAAAUACAUCUUUCUAUUUGUUCAUGUACUCAAUACGUAUUGCCAGAUUGCAUAUUUUCUUGCCUAACGCUACAGACACUGCAUCUUUCAGGAGUCCUUUUUCCCCAAAUUAGAGCCCCUUGCAUAUUCCCGAAUGUUACUUCACUUUUCUUAGAAAAUGUCAAGUUUGAUCAAACAAAAUGUUCUCAUGUUGAACUGCCUAUGCUUAGGAAUCUAACCUGUGAAAGCAUUUCUGGUUUUGACUUUACUGCCCCAAUGCUUAGAAGUUUGAAAUUUUGUGUUCGUCGGUAUUCUAACAUUGCUGGAACAAACUCUUGUCUCAUUCUUCCUGUUAAGUUCGACUUGGGAACUUUACGCUAUCUUCAUAUUGGAAAUAUUGGACUUGGGGUAUAUAUAUGUGCUUUUCUAGUCACUUCACUUAAGUUACUAUUCGUUUAUGUUCACAAGAAGACACUUCAACAAUUCAAAUUUGAAUUUUUUUUGAAGAGGUUUGUUGAAGAGCUAUCUAGAAUUGGUCAAGCACAGACUACACUAAAUGUGGAACACCUGAAGCUACGCUUGAAUGACAAGUAUUCGGAUAACAUAUCAACUUUCUUACACUUGUUGCGGAUGUGCCCAAUGUUAAUCAAACUUGAUAUACAUUUAACGUUCGGGGCAAGGUUUACAAGUGAAGAAGACCUACUGAUGGUCCCUGAGCAUACUUUGGCCCAAACAUUCGAUACAAUUCGGGAUUUAAGUAUUGUUUGCUGGUUUCAUGGGUCAAGUCCUAAAAUGACAUUCUUCAAAUGGCUACUUUGCCGCUUUCCUGCCCUUGAGAAGGUUCUAUUUUUUUCAAAUUAUAUGGAUUCAGACGACAAUCCAUCUGAAGAUAUAGAGACCCUUAUGUGCUUUCUGCGUGCCCAUAAAGAAGUAGAUAUUACUUAUUAUAUUAAGUAAUGUGUAAGUUGAAUAUAUUAGCAGAGAUUCUCGUUGUUAUUUUAAACUUUAUAACUUUAUAGCUUUAAUUUGUGAGUUGGUUGAGUUAUAAAUGAAUAUCUCUGCUAAUAAAUGGGUAUGUAAACGAUUUCUGAACUCCGGCCUAUAUAUGAACGCA